AUGCCUUGGUUCGAUGUAGUCUUGGGCAUGGUUCCUGAUUACAUGCACGGCUGCUUAUUGGGAGUCACCAAAACCCUCCUUUACAAAUGGUUCUCAGCAACUAACCACAAGAAACCAUACUUCAUUGGAGGACAGGUACUGCAACGAGACCAUCUUUCACCCUUCAUUUUGGUGCUGAUUUGCAGCUUUUUCUAUGUUUGGAUUGUUAUCUUCCUUUCUGGAGGCUCCUCAUAUACAUUUGCACAAUAUAGAGUUGAUAGAGUUGUACAUGUAUGAUUUUGAUUCUGUCUUUUUUAUCAAUGCAAAUUAUUUUGCCAAGUACAUUUCUUUAAUUGGGUAUUUACUUUAAAGAUUAAUUUCUGAAAAUUAUUGCAUUGGCUAUAUGCCUUCAAAGCUUUGACAUUCCUUUUGGAACAUCUGAGUUUUAAAUUACCGGUACUUAGUCCAAGAGUAACUUUGUAAUAAAAACUUUCUCACAGAUUAAACAUGUCAACAAGCGGAUACUGAAGAUGAAACCUCCAGACUUUCUUACCUGCCUGCCACGAGACAUAGAGAAGCAUUUCAAAAAUUUGAAAGGUGUGUUCAUCCUCUGUAAUUAUAGGUUGUUUUUAUUUUAAAUUGAGACUUUUGGGACUAAUUAUGUAUACUCAUUUUUGUUGCAGCAUCUGAGUUACAGUCAUGGCUUCUGUAUUAUUCACUUCCAUGUUUAGUUGGUUAUCUUCCUGACAAGUACCUUAUCCAUUUUGCACAUUUGGCAGAGGGCGUCUUUAUUCUUCUUGGUGAUGCCAUAACACCCUCACAGCUUGGUAGGGCGCGUGACCUCCUACAGGCUUUCUACAAAGAUUUUCAAGCUUUGUAUGGUAAGGAAAAGGUUUAUUUUCUCUUUUCAACUGCCAAAUAUAAGGAAAUAAGUGAAUUUAAUAAGUGCCCCUAAGCUCUGAAAACCGAUUCAGAACAAAAGUAGAAUAUAAUUAUAGUUCAAGUGUUUAAGUAUAAUGUAGGUGAAGGAAAAAGAAGCAGUCUCUUUUUGUGUCUCAUACAAGUGUUUGAAUGAGCAACAUGCAUGUGGGAUCAUGUAUAUGAAUAAACGUUGCAAUAGGAACACUAGAAGUGAAAUAAUAAUAAUAAUAAUAAAGGUGGAAUAAUAUUAAUAUUUGAAAUGGAUAGUGUCCUGCUUUCCAUGUGCAAUGUCAUAAGAAAAAAAUAUAGGUUAUUAAUAUGUUAUAAUCCAGUUUAGUAUCAACAGAAGUCAUUACAGUAUUACAAUUUCUAUAACUGUAGAUGACAAUGCAUCGGGAAAACAUAAUACAUGUUUUCUUUCUGUGCAUAGCAGAGGCCAUGUAACUCAAAAAUAUGUACUGUGUUUAUUACCUGCUGUUAUUUUGAAUGAUGACACGAAUCACAUUUUAUCUCUAAAGGAGAUGGCAGUUGUGGUCUAAAUGUUCACAACACUGGAGCUCAUUUAGUGGAAUAUGUUGAAGGAUGGGGACCUCUGUGGGCAUGGUCCACAUUUGGCUUUGAGGAUAUGAACGGGACUAUUAUGGAUUUGACACAUGGAACAGGAAAUGUUUGUAGACAGGUACCAAUAAGAACAAUCCUAUAUUUAUCUCUAACAAAGACAAGAAAAGGUGUGCAGUUGCAGUUAUUUCUCACAAAAAAUCAAUGUUAGAUUUGAAAAAUGUCAUUACUGGCAUAAACAUCCUAAUUAGCAUCACGACGGGCCGCACAUAUAGUGUUCUACCCGAAAGCAAUAGUAUUGGCUAUUACUCUGCUGUCCCUUGCCCAUUCUAUUGCUACUCAUAUCCACCCUCCUGAGCACCUUGAAAAAGACAGAAGCUGAUCAUCUUUCUACAAUAAUUGCUAUGUCAUAAUGCUUAACUUUUUUUAGGUGAUUUGGAUGCUUCAUGCACAGAGUAAAUUAAGGUGUGAAGUAGACCUGUUAGAAGAUGAUGCUAUCAAGGAGUUUGUUAAAAGAAUGCUGAAAACCAAAAGAGAGUAAGUGAUUUUCAUCAGCAUGAUUAAAUUAUUGAUAAUCUUCCUGUACUGUUUUAUUCAUUUAGUUUUGUUUUUUGUUUAAGGGUGAAAAAUCUAAAGGAAGCAAAGAAUUGCCACAUUGCAGGGGGAGCCAAAAAACUGACCGGGAUAUCACCAGAGUUAAUGGCAAAGAUAAACUUGGAAGUCAAAGGCGAGGCAUUGAUGAAAGUGCUGAGAAUUGUCAAGAGUGGCAAAGUGUUUUACUCCAAGGAGUAUACCAGAAUGGUUGAUAGCAAUGCCCAUGUUGUGUUGUUCCAAUCUGGCAAAGUGGGAGAAAUAGAGUUCUUUGUUUGGGAUAGGCAGACUGGAAUCACGGUGGCAGUCUUCAGCGAAAUUCAGCCUGAUCUUGAAAAGCCAUUCUUUUUUUGUGAAGCUGGUCAUCACACAUUAAGAAUGAAACAAGAAAGGUAUUAUUUCACUUGACAUGUGUGUAUUAUAAGGUUUAGAUUAGUUACCUUAAACAUGAAAGUUUCCUUAGUUGCAUGGUUAACUGCUAUAGAGAGGAGAGGGUGCAGGGGGGGGGAGUUUUUUCUCUCGCCACCCUUUCCCUGCCCCCUAUAACUUGACUCAACUCAACUCCAAGACUUUCUUGGAAUUCAAUAUGCAGUUACACAAGCAAAAACACUCAGGUACCCAGGUACUUUGUGCUUUAUGUGGCCGUUUUAUGGGGCUAUAUAGCUAUUCCUUCAAUCUUUAGUAAAAGUCAAAAUCAGCCUCUGAUUUCAACUUCAAAAAAAGCAAUCUAAUUCAAGACUUUCUGACAUACCAUGUGUGUUGUGUGCAAUUUUGCUUUUAGGUUGGAUUUUCAAAUUCAGAGGAUUGAAGCCAUAAAGGAAAAGGUUUUGUUCCUUUAA
Molecule: messenger RNA, 2888 nt
Organism: Porites evermanni
Lineage: Eukaryota; Metazoa; Cnidaria; Anthozoa; Scleractinia; Poritidae
Source: the annotation of a GenBank genome assembly